AUGGCUUCUCAUGGAAGAUUUCUUUUUACUUCUGAAUCAGUUUCAGAAGGACAUCCUGAUAAGAUGUGUGAUCAAAUUUCAGAUGCUGUACUUGAUGCUCAUCUUGCACAAGAUCCAAAUGCUAAAGUCGCAUGUGAAACUGUUACUAAAACUGGUAUGAUAAUGCUUUGUGGUGAAAUAACAUCAAAAGCUUUGGUUGAUUAUCAAGGUUUGGUACGUGGUGUAGUUAAAGAUAUUGGAUAUACUCACUGUGAAUCUGGAUUUGAUCACAAAACAUGUAAUGUUCUUGUAGCUCUUGAACAACAAUCUCCAGAAAUUGCUGCCGGUGUACAUGUUAAUAAAGCUGAUGAGGAUAUUGGUGCUGGUGACCAAGGAAUCAUGUUUGGAUAUGCUACAUCCGAAACUGAAAAUAAAAUGCCUUUGACUUUAGAACUUUCUCACAAUCUUAAUGCCAAACUUCAUGAAUUACGCCGCAACGGAACUCUUAAAUGGGUUCGACCUGAUUCAAAAACUCAGGUUACUAUUGAGUAUGAACAAACAUCUGAAGAUUUAGUUCCACUUUAUGUUCAUACAAUUGUUAUUUCUACACAACAUUCAGAAUGUGUAUCACAAGACAAAAUUAAAGAAGAUCUAAUGGAACAUGUAAUAAAAGCUGUUAUUCCAUCAAAAUAUAUUAAUGAAAAAACAAUUUAUCAUUUAAAUCCAUCAGGAUCAUUUAUUGUUGGAGGACCAAUGGGUGAUGCUGGACUUACUGGAAGAAAAAUUAUCGUAGAUACUUAUGGAGGUUGGGGUGCUCAUGGAGGUGGAGCAUUUUCAGGAAAAGAUCCAACAAAAGUUGAUAGAUCAGGAGCAUAUGCAGCACGUUGGGUUGCAAAAUCUCUUGUUAAUGCUAAUCUUGUCAAAAGAUGUCUUGUUCAACUUUCAUAUGCUAUUGGUGUUGCUAAACCAUUAUCUACUUAUGUUACAUCUUAUGGUACAUCAAAACUUACUGAAAGUGAACUUCUUGAAAUUGUUGAAUUAAACUUUGAUCUUAGACCUGGAUGUAUUAUGAAUGAACUUAAUCUUAGAAGACCAAUAUAUCGUGAAACAUCUAAAAAUGGUCAUUUUGGGCAUAGUAACUUUCCAUGGGAAAAAUGUAAAGCACUUAUCAUUCCAGAACAUCUUAAAUCUAAACUUGGACAUUAG
This is a messenger RNA of Strongyloides ratti, 1185 nucleotides long. RefSeq names its product S-adenosylmethionine synthase. Bases 1 to 1185 code for a protein of 394 amino acids. The record is from RefSeq and is a predicted model, not a curated record. NCBI's taxonomy places the organism in Eukaryota, Metazoa, Nematoda, Chromadorea, Rhabditida, Strongyloididae. Gene Ontology annotation, molecular function: methionine adenosyltransferase activity; ATP binding. Gene Ontology annotation, biological process: S-adenosylmethionine biosynthetic process. The transcript has a single exon. Gene Ontology annotation, cellular component: cytosol.